AACAUCUAUCGAUGUUUUGUCAGUAGCAACGGUUAGCAACGAGCUCCGACGACGCUUCACUUCAAAGAGAUAAUGCAGGUAUUUAAACUAUACGUCGUGACAGCUACAUAUGUUAAUAAAAUCAUAAGUGAAAUAAUACUUUGAUUUAAUAUUAAAACAAUCUAAUUUUUAAUUAGAUUACAAAAAGAAUAUCGUCAGGUUAAGAUAAUUUAAAAAUACCAUUGCAAUGCGUCCUGAUUCUCGUAGCGUCUCGUUCACGUUCCAUCGUGAAGUAUUAAGUGUACGAAAUUCACCAGAAUUGAUACGUACUUCUAAAAACUUUAGACAACGUCUUCAAGAUCGUUUUGAUAAAGAAAAAUCUAAUGAGUCUUCCAAACAGAAAACUUCGUCAACAAAAGAGAAAGAUGUUACUGAACGUGGUUGGAAUAAUUUGAGUCUUGGAAAUGUGUCUGCUGAUUCUAGACGAGCAUUACGAAAUGGUGCUGAAAGAUUAUCCAAAACCAUAUCAACUGUUAGAACAACGUUUGGUACUAUUUCACAGAAAUUUCGAAGCUCAACGCGAAGACGUCAAAGAUUGGAAGAACAACAAUCUCCUGGAAAUUAUAAAACGCAAACACCUCAGUCACGUUCUCGCCAAUUAUUAGGACGUACUCCAACUAAAUUAUAUAGUCCUUUUGGUAUAGAAUCUCCUAAACGUGGUUGGAAUAAAGAGAAUGACGUAACAACGGUACCAGAAACACCAGAAAAUCAUUCACGUCAAAUACAAUGCAGACCAUUCCGUUUUGUAAGAGCAAGAGGAUUUUCUGUACUGAGAUAAAGAAUUAUUUUCUUUAAAGGGCAAUCAUGUUUUAACAAUUUCUUGCCAUUAAGAAAGAAAUAUGUCAAAAAAACAAAAAAA
Polistes dominula (European paper wasp) is the source of this 898-nucleotide messenger RNA. RefSeq lists its product as uncharacterized. NCBI's taxonomy places the organism in Eukaryota, Metazoa, Arthropoda, Insecta, Hymenoptera, Vespidae. The record is from RefSeq and is a predicted model, not a curated record.